Limanda limanda (common dab) is the source of this 969-nucleotide messenger RNA. Its product is annotated as SAM pointed domain-containing Ets transcription factor-like. The record is from RefSeq and is a predicted model, not a curated record. Gene Ontology annotation, biological process: cell differentiation; regulation of transcription by RNA polymerase II. The transcript is spliced from 5 exons. Lineage: Eukaryota; Metazoa; Chordata; Actinopteri; Pleuronectiformes; Pleuronectidae. Gene Ontology annotation, cellular component: nucleus. Gene Ontology annotation, molecular function: DNA-binding transcription factor activity, RNA polymerase II-specific; sequence-specific DNA binding. The coding region runs from base 1 to 969 and encodes 322 amino acids.
AUGGGGAGUCCAGGUCUCGAGCACCCGUGCUGCACCACCCGCUCGCCUCACUACAUCAGUCACCCCCACACUAACCCCUGGCUGGACGAGGCCGAGGACAUCAAGCCCCCCCGCAGUUUGCUGGGGCUCCCUGAGCUCAGCUGGCCGGGACUUUACCUCCCCUGCUACGACCGACUAGUGAUAGAGGAGAACCCCUGGGUGCUGGGGAUGGCAGAGGCCCCCGGUCCCGCCGCUCCCUUCUGCAGGAGUCUGGAGCCGAGCCCACCGGCCCCCGGCCAAGCCCACGCUUCCUCCCCUGAAGUGGAAGGUCCGGUGGAGGAGCGCUGCCUGGAGCAAGUCCAGACCAUGGUGGUGGGAGAGGUGCUGAAGGAUGUGGACACGGCCUGCAAGCUGCUCAACAUCACACCAGACCCUUUGGACUGGAGCUGCAUGCACGUCCAGAAGUGGCUGCUCUGGACCGAGCACCUGUACAGGCUGCCGCAGGUCAGCACCAUGUUUCAGGAGCUGACUGGGAGGGAUCUGUGCUCCAUGGCCGAAGCAGACUUCAGACAACGCUCUCUGCAGUUUGGAGACGUGCUGUACGCUCAUCUGGACAUCUGGAGAUCUGCGGCUGCACUGAAGGAGCGCUGCCCUCCAGAAGAGAGCAAAUCUGCAGCGGAUGAGGAUUCCUGGUCAGAGGUGAUGUGCACCUACCCCAGUCAGCCCAUCCACUUGUGGCAGUUCCUUCAUGAGCUGCUCCUCAAACCACAUAGCUACAGCCGCUGCAUCCGCUGGUUCAACAAGGAGAAAGGAAUAUUUAAAAUCGAGGACUCGGCUCACGUGGCUAGGCUUUGGGGCAUCAGGAAGAACCGCCCGGCAAUGAACUAUGACAAACUGAGUCGCUCCAUACGCCAGUACUACAAGAAGGGAAUCAUCCGGAAGCCCGACGUCUCCCGCAGACUGGUCUACCAGUUCGUCCACCCAGUAUGA